AUGAACCACCUCUACGGCAGCCCCCUCCCCUCCAUGGCUAGCCCUCCCGUGCUGUACCUCCCAGCCGCCCUGGACUUCGCCCCCAGCGGUGCCAUCUCCCAGCAGGACCCCCCGCAGAAGCCCCCCUACAGCUACAUCGCCCUCAUCGCCAUGGCCAUUAAAGAAGCUCCGGAGCAGAAAGUGACCCUCAGCGGCAUCUACCAGUUCAUCAUGGACCGCUUCCCCUUCUACCACGACAACAAGCAGGGCUGGCAGAACAGCAUCCGCCACAACCUCUCCCUCAACGACUGCUUCGUCAAGGUGCCGCGGGAGAAGGGCCAGCCUGGCAAGGGCAGCUACUGGACGCUGGACCCGCGGUGCCUCGACAUGUUCGAGAACGGCAACUACCGCCGGAGAAAGAGGAAGCCCAAAGUCCCGUGGCCGCGGGAGCCGAAGGGCAGCGGGCACCCGGGGCCGCCCGCCCGCCUCGACGAGCCCAAGAGGGCCGAGGGCAGCGCGGCGACGGCCUCGGGCGACGAGGUGGUGCCGGGGCCAGGCGGGAGGGAAGCUGCUCCUCCCGGGGGUCUCCCCCCCUGCGGCGGUACCUCGGCCCCCGCCGCCCCCCGGCCGCCCGCCGCAGCCGUCCCACCGGCCAAGAGCGGCCCUUGGGGCCGCAGCUUCAGCAUCGAGAGCAUACUGGCCCGGGGGCUGAGGCAGCCGCCCCCUGGGGCAGCCCCCAGGGCGGCCCGGGAGAGCCCCGUCGGUAGCCCUGUCGGUUCCCUGGUCGCUAGCGGCGGCUGCAGCCCGGCCUGUAGCGCCUCUCUCACGCUCGACUCCCAGGUGCACGGGAGGCUUUACCACAUCGGCAUCCCCUUCCUCUCCUGCUUCCCUCUCCACUUCUCCGAGGCGGUGUUUAAUUUGCAGUAG
Molecule: messenger RNA, 906 nt
Organism: Strigops habroptila (Kakapo)
Lineage: Eukaryota; Metazoa; Chordata; Aves; Psittaciformes; Psittacidae
Product: forkhead box protein L1-like
Exons: 1
Coding region: 1-906 (301 amino acids)
Biological process (GO): regulation of transcription by RNA polymerase II; cell differentiation; anatomical structure morphogenesis
Molecular function (GO): DNA-binding transcription factor activity, RNA polymerase II-specific; RNA polymerase II cis-regulatory region sequence-specific DNA binding
Source: RefSeq, a predicted model, not a curated record